Messenger RNA from Mugil cephalus (flathead mullet), 6365 nucleotides. RefSeq names its product bromodomain containing 2a (gene brd2a). Gene Ontology annotation, cellular component: nucleus; chromatin. Gene Ontology annotation, biological process: regulation of DNA-templated transcription; chromatin remodeling. The record is from RefSeq and is a predicted model, not a curated record. NCBI's taxonomy places the organism in Eukaryota, Metazoa, Chordata, Actinopteri, Mugiliformes, Mugilidae. The transcript is spliced from 12 exons. Bases 2100 to 4589 code for a protein of 829 amino acids.
CAAUGCCUCGUGUUGCAACACAGACACAGAUCGACAGCAGUCGUCAUCUGGAGAAAACAGACAUAUCUGUUUCUUUUAAGACAACCCGAAACAUGCGAGCUGUGAAGGAUUCUUGCGAUUAUAUAAGGAGUAUACUUUUUACAAUUGAGGAACAUUUGGAAAUAGCGCGAUAAAUAACACGAAAUUUGUUUUCCAGUCACGUGGUCGAGCCUGACCAAUCGGAGCGAGCCAAAAAUUCAGCCGAAAGUAUGUCCUUUGUUCGGAGAUUUCAACUUUAUCCUCAAAUCUGAGUCUUAUACUUCGGGCAGAUCACAGGAUGUCGAUGCGGAUGUUGUGUCUUUUGUGAGAAUGGACGCGCCGUGGAUUUGUUUUUUUUUUAUUUCUUUUAUUUUUUUUCGCGGAAUGCCACGUGUUCAAGUUUGAUUCUCAGGCUUAUUUCAUCACAUGACUCCCCUCCCCCACCACCCAGCCCAGGGAAUGGAGGAAGAAGGCGGACAUGUUUGAGGGAAAUGUGUUGGUUUAAAAGUAUCGAGGUGGAAGACGAGAAGAGAUUAUUUGAAGAAAUAUUUUCGCAUUAUUUUGGGGAUUUACCAGUCGACAUUUGUAUUUAUUUUAAAAUUCGAGAUCUUCAUGUCAAUUUUUGAAAAUAUUUGAUUUUAUUUUUUGUACAUGUAACUUUACAUUCUUAACGGUAUAAUGUAAUUUAAAUAAUAACUGCUUCAGGUUAUCAAAACUUUAGUAAUCUUUGUUAUUGUGUGGCUAUAAUGUUACUUUCCUUUAUCUAUUUGAGUGACAUUGUAGGGAAUUUGUAACCUUGGUGUGGGGGAUGGGCGCAGAUAGUUAGGUAACCAUUUUGUGUUACUCUUUUUUGUUGAGUUUCGGCUAAAUCUUUUAAAGGUUUAUUUAUUUAGUAUUGUUUUGUGUUUUAGGGAUUGGCGUUUUAGGGAAUAUAGUUUGAAUGUAUUUGUUUUGUAUAGUCUCAAAGGUCAGGAGUGGCUUUUUGUUUUUUAAAAAACGUAUUACUCAUCUUUUAAUUGCCUUUAUUUGUGUUGGAUCGUUAGUGUCAAUUUUCUAAUUACUUGGGUCUGGCGUUAGCUUUUUAAUCAAAUGUUGUAUUGUUAGUUGGGAAAUCUGCUGUGUCAUUCAGCGUUGUGACCCUACUAGGUGUGGUCGUUAAGUCACAAUGACGGAGUUACACUGUUCAUUUAAGUAAAUGUGGGACUUUAGCCUUUUCGUUGUGUGUUCAGUUUAGUUUUAGGCCUGGUCUUGGUUCUUUUACUGCUUUGCUGUGUGUGGGUUGUGAAGGCCUUGCUUGGUUGGCAGUGUUGUCAGAUUGUUAUUUUUCCAAGAGAAGUUGGCUUAUUACACCAGUUUGUGUUGUUAGGGUUAAUUUCUUUAGCAUUUUGUCCGUUUUGUUUGACACUUUGACUUAUUUGUAGCAGAUAAUUCGAGUUUAGUGGUCUGUUUUCAGCAGCUCAAGAUGGCGGCCGUGUGUCUUUCUGAAAGACACAAAUGCGGACAUCACGGUAAGUAGGGGAGAAGCUCUGGCUCUACGUCACCGAGUGUAAGAGCCAAUAGGAUUCCUGGUAUUUACACUGGAAGCCCGCGUCUGAGACGCUUAGACCAAUCAGCGUCGACGUUUUGCACACGUUGAUGUAAUGUAACAUGAUAAGGAACUAGGUGGCUUCGUUGCCUUCGGUUUUUGUGGAGGAUUAUAUGGCGGAGCCAGUUACAGGCAGUCUUUCUGUAAUACUGAAUGGGCUGGACCAAUAGCAUUGUGCAAUGUCUUUGACGGACAGGAUAAUCAUGCGAAUAGGUUGGUCUGAAAGACUGUCAGUGGCGUUUCGGUGUCUAGGGGUGUGGUGACUUUGAUGGAUGUCGUAAAUGGCGAAUAGGAAUUCCAGGGGCGGGUAUGUUCGGAGGUAGUUCAUCCAAUGGGGUGAAUGGGCGGUGUAUAAAAAACCGGGUGUAGUCGCAUCGUCGCCAUUUCAACGAAGCAGAUUAGAAGGAGUUCGUCGUGGCGGGGAGCGGACCAACCUGACGAACAGAGACGGAUCCUGGUUUGAGUCUAGCUAAAAACAGAAUCCGGAUCCAUCCUGAUGGAUAUGGCUGUUAACCCGCCCCUUGACAGCUCCCAUGUUGGGCUUGAGGUCGGCAUGUUGGGAGUCUCGAUGGAUCAGGGCUCUGGCACCGCUGGGAAACGCAUCCGAAAGCCCUCGCUCCUCUACGAGGGCUUUGAGAGUCCUGGGCUGCCGCCCCUCAGUCAGACGGUGCAUUCAGGGCCCCCACAGCCCCCUGUGAGGGACCCUAACCGGCAGGGGAGGAUGACCAACCAACUCCAGUUCCUACAGAAAGUCCUGCUCAAGUCUCUAUGGAGGCACCACUUUGCUUGGCCUUUCCAUGAACCCGUAGAUGCCGCCAAGCUCAACCUGCCUGACUAUCAUAGGAUCAUUAAAACUCCUAUGGACAUGGGAACUAUCAAGAAGAGAUUAGAAAACAACUACUACCGCAGUGCCAGUGAAUGCAUGCAGGACUUCAACACCAUGUUUACCAAUUGCUAUAUUUAUAAUAAGCCAACAGAUGACAUCGUUCUGAUGGCCCAGUCACUGGAGAAGGCGUUUCUGCAGAAAGUGGCUCAGAUGCCCCAGGAUGAGCUAGAACUUCCUCCCCCUCCUCCGCGGAGUAAAGCAGUCAAACCGGGGAGAAAAGGCAGAGUGUCUGGAGGAGUGACAACAGCCCAUCAAGUCCCAGCAGUCUCCCAGUCGGCGUACUCCCCACCCACCCCAGAAACACCUGACUCCAUCCUCUCCACGCCCCCACAGACACUUUUGACCAAGAGCUUGCCCCCGACGCUCGCUCUCGAGCAGAACAUCCCGACCAUUACAGGUCUGCCUCCCACGCAGCCCACCGCUAAGAAAAAAGGCGUGAAGCGGAAAGCGGACACGACCACCCCGACCACGAUGGCCAUGCCCAUCAUGAGCACCAUGGGCGUCAGCGGCAUAAGCCUGGGGCUGGGGGGCGGACACGACUCGCCGCUCACCCUCACAUCGCUGGGCGUGGACCACGACUCCGGUUUAGGAAUGACCCAAGGCCUCAGCCUCAGCCAGAGCAUGGGGAUGGGAAUGGGCAUGGGCCGCGGAACAAUGAUCAUGGGAACCAAAGCGGCGUCGGCGAGCAGGAGGGGGGUGAGCGGGCGGCCCAUCAAGCCCCCGAAGAAAGAUUUACCGGACUCCAUUCUGCCGCCGCCGGUGCGCCGCAGCAAGCUGAGCCCUCAGCUCCGCUACUGCAACGGGGUCCUGAAGGAGCUGCUUUCCAAGAAGCACGCGGCGUACGCCUGGCCCUUUUACAAGCCGGUCGAUGCCACGACACUAGGACUUCAUGACUACCAUGAUAUCAUCAAACAGCCCAUGGACCUCAGCACCAUCAAGAGGAAGAUGGACAGCAGAGAGUACCGGGACUCGCAGCAGUUCUCUGCUGACGUCAGACUGAUGUUCUCCAACUGCUACAAGUACAACCCCCCGGAUCAUGACGUGGUGUCCAUGGCCAGAAAACUCCAGGACGUGUUUGAGUUCUGCUUUGCUAAGAUGCCAGACGAGCCUCCAGCGCCACCAAGCUCCUCGUCUUCCUCCUCCUCCUCCUCCUCGUCCUCGGAGAGUGAGCUCAGCAGUGAGAGCGAGGAGAGCGAGAGCAGCCCCAGCUCCGACUCCGAGGAGGAGAGGGCAAACCGGCUGGCAGAGCUGCAGGAGCAGCUUAAAGCCGUGCACGAGCAGCUCACCGCACUCUCCCAGGGCCCCAUUGUCAAACCCAAGAAGAAGAAAGAGAAGAAAGACAAGAAGAAGAAGAAAAAGGUAGAAAAGGAAAAGCAUCGGAGGAUAGAGGAGGAGCUGCUGCCGGUUAAACCGCCCAAGGCGCCAAAAAUCACCAAGACUCCGAAACCCAAGAGCAACCGAGCGAUAGGCGUUCCCGUGAUUCCCAUCAAGAAGACGGCGAGCAAGAAAAACAACAAGAGCAAAUCCAAAAAGGGCGCCAUGACGUUCAACGUCCCGCAGCCGGUCCACGACCCCAUAGUGAGCCACUUCGACUCGGACGAGGAGGAGGAGACGUCGCCCAUGUCCUACGACGAGAAGCGACAGCUCAGCCUGGACAUCAACAAGCUGCCCGGCGAGAAGCUGGGCCGCGUCGUUUACAUCAUCCAGUCCCGCGAGCCGUCGCUCCGGGACACCAACCCCGAGGAGAUCGAGAUAGACUUCGAGACGCUGAAGCCGUCGACGCUGAGGGAGCUGGAGAGAUACGUCAUGACGUGUCUGAGGAAGAAACCUCGAAAACCAUACGCGAGUACUAAGAACAGCGCCGGUAAAUCCCGGGAGGAGCUGGCUCUGGAGAAGCAGAUGGAGCUGGAGAGGAGGCUGAUGGACGUCAGUGGUCAGCUCAACUCUGGAAAGAAACCCCCGAAGACCAAACCCGAGAAACCCGCGACGGAGACCAACACGCAGCCGUCACGUCUCAGCGCCAGCAGCUCGUCCUCGGACUCCUCCACGUCCUCGUCCUCGUCCUCGUCCUCAGACACAAGCGACUCAGACUCCGGCUGAGAGACGGAGUAGAAAGAGAGAGAGAGACGGACUGUUUCCCGUACGAAAGACUUUCUCCUCCCACCGACCCGGGCUGAACUGUAGAACAGAUCAGACCAGACCAGGACAUCUGGACACAACACGUCAAACCAAGAGUGAAAGCGAGAGAGAGAGAGAGAGAGAUGGGGCUUUCCCUGCGCUCCAGUCUUCCAGUCCUGGACUCAGAAAGUGAAAGUUCCCUGGAAAACUGGCCUCGCUGGGUGGAGUGAGGGAUGCUUCAUCUCCUGCAAAAAAAACAACAACAACAACAAAAAAGAGGAGAAGAGUGACGCAUGUGUUGGAGGGAUAAGGGUGCUAGAGCCAGAAUCUGUGUCAUUUCUGGAGAUAUUUUCCCUUCUUACCGUGCUCCCUGUCUUUAUGCUGUAUAGAUAAGGCGUACAGUUAUAUAAAUAUCUAUUUUUCUUUUAUAAAGAAGCAUUUUAUGGAGCUAAUUUAUUCCCUCAUUCUGGGAAAGAUUGAACUGGUGUGGGCCGAGUUGUGUUUUAAUUUUUGUGUAGUUUUUUUUUUUCUUUUCUUUUCUUGAAUGAUAAAGAGGGGGUGGGGGGGGGAGGUGUUGGUGUGUGAAUGCGUGUUCGUAUGAAUGUGUGUUCGUGUGUGUGUGUGUUUGCAUGCACAUGCGCGUGAGUGUGAGACCCCGGCACCUUUUAAGUGCAGCCUUGUGAAAGUUCCUCAUCGUUUUGACGCAGGCGUUGAAAACCCGGUCUGCACAGAGAAGCACCUUGGUUCAGUAGAAUACAGAACGCAUGCAAUACAGAGGAGCUGACGAACGGCCGCACCCGCUCAUCUACGACUGUCCCGCAUCCUCACGCUCCUCUCGGAAAGGUCGGCUACUGUACAGAGAUGUGACAUAGUUUAGAACCGUUUAAAUGUUUCUGUUCCCGUGUCGACUGUCUCUUCCACCGUUUUCAGUUUCUCUGUAAAACAUGUUGCUUUUUUCUUCUUCUUGUGACCAAUCUGCUAAUAAAUUGUGAGGACGCGUCUCGUCCACUCACCUGUGCCCAAAUAACACCUCGUUUCUUUGGAUUUCUUUUUUUUGGCGUUUGACUUCAGUCGCAGGGACGUUUCUGACUUUCUCGUUCGAUCGAGGGGGAAGAUUUCGAAAACCUGAAACUGUCUUUAAAAGCUCUUCGGCCUUUUAGAUCGACGGCAGCUGAACGUUUGAUCUUCUCCAUCAGCUCAGUUGUGUUUAAGUUAUUCGUGUGAUUUAAAAACCUUGAUAACAGUCGGCAGGUCAACAGAUCCAGUAGAGAAGAGGUGGUUUUUAAUGUUGUGAGUUAUAACGAUGCACUGUUUGUUUUGGUGGUACUACUAAAAAAAGAUUUUGUGAUUUUUUUUUUUUAAGUAAGUGUGUUUUUUGUUUUUCAAAUCAGCUGUGGCUUGAGAUUAGUAGUAAUACCUGCAAGUUAAUAUUUAUUCAGGAAGAAUAAAUCUAAAUACUGAAAGUAAAAAAGGGUUUUAAGUGGAUGUCUAUGAAAUAUGCACAGAUUAUCUGUCAGGAUUGUAGAAGUGUACAUAGAGUAUAUUACAGUCUCGGUCUUUGAGCAUGUUUUUGUUUUUCCUUCAGUAACUUUAUUCUUUCUUUUUUUUUUUUUUUUUUGCUCCUGUUUUAAAGCAGAAUGCUCCUUCGCUCAGAUUUACUCUUCUGAAGUUUGUCAGAAAUCUAAAAGCCUCUGUACUGGACUCCAUCAGCUCAUCUGAACAUCUGUACAUAAAUAAACUGACACAUGUUCAUCUUUU